CAUCAUGCAUGUGUUAAUAAAUAAAUGAAUAAAUUUAUAAUUAAUUAUACCUACAUUUUUACCUUCACUACCUCUCUUCCCCCACACAGUAACUUUCCCGCUCAAAGUCACCUUCGCUCUGGCUCUUUGAAUUCUACAUUCUCUUCUGAAACAAGUACCGGUACAUCUCCGCGCUGGGUUCCUUGGGAUCCCCCUGAGUUCUCCGGAUCCGUGCCAGUGACCCUGGGAUAGCUAGCUUUAUAAAGUGCCACCUUGAGAGGAAGUGUCUAACGCCUAUACUUGUUUUCUUUCCUCUUUUAAUCUAGACUGAUCUCUGUUAUCGAUAUUCGGCCCCUCUUCCUUGGACGCGAGCAAACAUAGUCUUCUUACCCUCUUCCAAGAUCAUGAUUCGUCGCAACUCAGAUAUCGAGAUCCAGCUAUCUGGUCCUCCUACCACUGAUUCUGUAAAUGAAGCAGAUAUAGAUAUGCUGUCUGAUGACCAAGCACCGCCACUGAGUUUACCUGCCCGUCUUGCCGCUCGCUUCUCUCGAAAGCCGAGUGUAGUUCGACGCUCUUCUGCGGCUUCAUCUCGUCGGAGUUCGAUCUCAUCUUUACAUUCCCACCAUCCAAGCACCUCUUCUCAUAUUGCAUCUCCCACCGACCACAUCGCGCAACAUCUCAGACGUGCUUCCAUUCUCGAGAGCCGGAAAGCGAGGCUCGCAGACCGUGCCCUACAUGCAGAGAAAGUGCGGCUUCGCGCUGCCCUUUCUAAAGCUGCCUCCAGAAACUUGCAAAGAGAGGAGAGAGCGCUGGCCGCCCAGCAAGCUCGCGAACGACUAUUGGCGGAGAUUACCGCCAAAUGCGAAGAGGAGGUUCGUCGUGCGAAGAAGAAGGCUGAAGACAACAGGGAGAGGAAAGCUGCAGAACACGCCAGGCUUCGGUUGGAACUGGCAGAGAAGUUUGCAGAGGCCGAGAAGCGGCGUGUGCUCUACCAGCAAAGCCAUCGACGUCAUCGUACAAGCAGCUUGCCUGCUAGCGAAGAGAAGAAGAUGGCCAAGGCGGUCACCAACUCGCUUACACGGGAUGCAGCCGCGAGAACCAUACAGCGGAUAUGGAGGGAUUAUCAUGCAAAAAUGGUUAUGCAAGAGUUUCGAGCUCUGGGCCUGACAACCAACCGCAUCCAGCACAUGGAAUUUGAGGAUGUUGGGUCUCUGCUCUCGGAAGAUAAAGUCUUGACUCUGACCGCUAGUGUCCUUCGACUUUGCGGGAUGCAAGAUAUGGAAAGUGGCACAAUGGGCGGAAGGGGUGCCGUGCGCACGUUUCUUAGCAGUUACUUAAUCGUAACCCAUCCCGCUGAAGUGUUGAGUAGCAACGGCGAACAAGAGCAAGAUCUAAUUGCUAAAGCACGUGAACUCAUCGUGGCGUUCGAACAAGCCACGCCACUGCUUUCUGCUGGUUGCUCCUCAAUGGCGACCAGUUCCACGGAGCUUCAGACACUGUGCGAGGCUUACAAUGUUUUCUUUUCUGCAUUUCAUGCCUGGAAAACUCACGACUCCAGCGUCUUGAUUGAGAUCAUGCUGGCCCAGUUCGUUGAGCUGGAGCAUAUCUGGCAGACGGUAAAGAAUGAUCGAGCUGGUGGUGUAGCAGAUGAUUAUCGUCAGGGUAUCAGGCAAAAUCAGAUUCUGCUCCUCGCCAGGCUGAAGCGAUUAGCCGGCUCGGAUAGGGCAAUGCAGAUGGUGCGAGACUCUUUGAAGAGGGCCAAGCGUGAGAAGAGGCGUACUACUUCCAAACAAGCUAUUCCGCGGUCUGCAGAAGUUGCGCCUUCGUCGACCGAAGCCCUCACUGAGAGUGUUGCAUCUCCUAUCAGCGAGACGUUUAAUAAUGUGGACAGUACUGUUUUGCGGGAGUUGGAAAAGGAGCGGAUCUCCCCGCAUGAGCGCUUCACAAGGAUUCUAACUGCGCUUCCAGAAAACCGUGCUUUAGUGCAUGAGCUUCUCAUCAAUAAAGAGUUCAAGAUUGAGGAGACGCAGUACACGGAGCCACGUAAACAAAUCAUGAAACAUAUGUGCAAUGUGAUGCGCAAAGAUGUGGAGGCCGGGCUAGGCACGAAUUGGACCGUGGCUAUGGCCACAGUAAUCCAGGAUCGAUUAUUACGUUCGCUUCGUCCGGGUAAUUCACUACACGUACUGAUUAGCGAAGUGCUGGACCCUAAAUUGGUUGAAAAUCAAUGUAAGGCCGGUGCUUUCUCCUACGAUAGCUUCUUCAACUUCAUGGACACAAUUUUACCAAAACUUUGUGCUCCUUACCGGGAUCCCGUGGUCAAGGCGUUUGCGGAAGAUACUUCAGGGGAUGCGAUUGAUCGUCUGGCGAGGCUGAUGGGGAUCAUUGACUUGCUGUCUCUUGAUCAUACGAACUUUAUGAUCCAGCUCGCUGCCCCUCAACUUAUCCAAGAAGCUCCUGGGUAUGAACAAAGAACUUUCGACAAGGGCCUUCAUGACGGAUCCUUGAGCUUGGGAAAAACUAGGCGCUUCUGGCGAACACAUCGCAAGAUCAUUGUAGACGAGAUGCGGAAGCGUGACCCGGAGAAUGUCAAUAAGGAGCCUCAGCCGCCUACCUCGAAGGUUUAUGCUCAAGGCCUUGUGGACCUUGUUUUGAGCAAUGCCCCGGUGUCUGACGAUCUAAUCCCUGAAACUUUGGACCUGGAUCGUGAACGAUUAGCCAGACUGCACGCGCAAGCAUUGAAAAUCGCAGCCACUGCGUCUAUUUUACUGACCGCCAAGAAUCUUCUCAAGCGUGACGUGCGAUCGCAAUGGAAGGCUGAAGCGGAUCGUAUCCUAUCUUUACAGUUUAAUGACAUUCAACCCGGUCGAGUACAGUCGAUUUUAGAGUCAACACAUCCCAUGCCUCCCAGUGCUAGUGCCCAACUUGCAGCGACUAUCCGGAGGGUAUUGGCGCCAGCCACCAAGGCCUGCGCGGCUGUUUCUUCCUUCGUAGCAACGCAGACGACGGUUGAGAUUCAUACAGAAGCGUUCACGCCAGAUGUACCGGAAUCCACAGACCCGGGAGAUCCAAGUAGAAAUGAUUUCGGAGCGGCUAGCUUCACAGACCCUGUUGCACGACUCAUCCUCUCGCGCUUGCGCGCCCAUAUCCUCUCCCGCCUCAGUGCAUCAAGUGCAACUGAAAGGGUUCGUGCUACGACGACUGCCAGCCAGAGCCUGGCGGGUGCGGGUAUGCCUGAGUUUGUCAACGAGGUUGGGAAAUUGAUCGAAGAGCUGGAGAAAGUGCGUGAAGUGGACUGGCUGUGUCAUGGUAUGGUCUAUGAGCGGAUCCUAAGGGAAGGCAUCGCGCCGGUCCCUGCGUCAUGAAGGUAUCCAACUUAAAGGGACCUGUGCAGAUCAUAUUGAAUGAAGUUUCCUUGUUUACGCUCUCUCUUCUGCUGCCUUCCUGAAGCUGUCUCUCUCGGGGGGGCUUCCUCCCUCACUUAAUAGUAUCACGAAAUUGAUUAUGGGGCAUAUACUGU
Messenger RNA from Aspergillus alliaceus, 3499 nucleotides. RefSeq names its product IQ calmodulin-binding motif domain protein. Lineage: Eukaryota; Fungi; Ascomycota; Eurotiomycetes; Eurotiales; Aspergillaceae. The transcript has a single exon. The record is from RefSeq and is a predicted model, not a curated record. The coding region runs from base 384 to 3344 and encodes 986 amino acids.